Molecule: messenger RNA, 6542 nt
Organism: Spirometra erinaceieuropaei
Lineage: Eukaryota; Metazoa; Platyhelminthes; Cestoda; Diphyllobothriidea; Diphyllobothriidae
Source: the annotation of a GenBank genome assembly
AUGUAUGUUCUUGCACACGACCAGUUCGCUCGGGCCUCAGGCGUCGGUUUUUUUAAAUUUCAAGGCGAAAACGUCUGGAAUGCCUUCAACAAGGAACUAGGUGGCACGGUACAUUGCCUAACGUCGGACGGCACUGCGGUGAUUGCCUCCUCCUCCCCCUCCUCCUCCUCCUCCUCCUCCUCCUCCUCCCCCUCCUCCACCUCCUCCUUCUCCUCCCCCUUCCCCACCUUUUAUGUCCCCUCCCGUUAUAUGGAGUCAGUCCCCGCCCAAUUUCCGGGAUGUCCCCGUCCAAAGUACCGUGAUUGGUGGGGAACAUGCCGACAGUCCUUUCAGGUGACGUUGCUGAGUCAUGGAUUGAUGUCACCAUCAGCCCCUGGUUGCAACUUCAGUAUAGGGCUUGGGACACGAGGCGCUUCACUGUGCCAAAAAAUAGGCGUGGGAUGGGCGGGACAGAUGGAGGUUGACCACAGUCUUUAGCUCUCUGUCUGCCGCAGGCGUACCGUUUAAAGACUUUGCUAUAAAUGGGAGUACGAGCUAUGCACGCACAACCCAGGACUACUUGGUGACUGAGAAUUAAUCAAGUCAUACCCAAGGCCGCUUCGCCAGAGCGUCCUAGUUGGGCAUUAAGGUGCAUCGACCUCUACCAGCAUCGUUCGCUUCCCCGAUCUGCAGGGCGUUCGACCGGCAAGGCUGAAAUAUAACUCCCCCCCCCUCCCAGAAAUCCAUGCUUACAUUAUUGCCGCUCACCUCCGUUGGGCAGUUGUCUGCAUCUGGUCAUCGACCUCGGAAAUGGUUCUUUUGGCAGUCUGUUCAUCAUACUCAUUUCCUUAGACUACAGUGGCCCGGUCGACGUUUGACUAUCUACACUGAAAAUGAUGCAUUUGGAAUUACGCUUAUCUUGCAUAUCUGCUUGCUGGUGGCGUAUAUCAUAAAGCCUCAGAAAAAGAAAACAUGACAACUUUAUGCGGCAACAUAACAUGAUGACGUGGGCAAGGUUUAAUGCAUCAACGACUCAGGACUUAUCAAGAGAUGCACGGUUUGGAAAUGUGCGCGAUAUUAGGUGAAAACAUCAAUAAGCAUCUGGACCUUCCUGGGGCUUACAAGUCCUGCACCAGUAUGUUGGUAGAGGUCAGGACCAGACGACCACACUAAACUGGAGAAGGCCGCGCAGGCACAGCCCGACGACGAGUUCAUUCGAAGAGGAGGAAAAAUAGCUGCCAAACCGAUCAACCCCGACUGAGGCUCAAUCACCCCUCCCCCCCGAAGAGGUGGUGACUCACAGCGCACGCGGCUAAAGGGCCCGCCAAACAUCUCCCAAAAGACCGAGGCAGCGAAAGACGCAAAAAAUCGAUCAGCAUGCGGCCAACCAGCGCAGCAUGCCACUUCUAUUUCUGUUCGAUUAAUUGCAUCUUACACCUUGACAAUGGCGAGCCGACCAGGCUCUCUGAGACGUUAGCAUUCCAAUAAAUCUGUCCGGGUGAACGCACCUUAUUUCUCAAAUUAUCAACCCAGAUCUCUCGACUUCGCCAAACUGACUGUGGUUUCUGUACGCGACAUUUGGAUCGAUAUGUAAUUCUGUGUGCAGCCUAGAGGGAUACCUUUUCUUGAGAAACGGCUGGCCUUUCCAGGCUGGACCGACGUCAACAACAGUAGUUUCGUUCUAGGCAAAGGAGUGUUUUGUGUCUGGUGUCGCAUGGACAGGUGGUCUCAGCCUGUUUCGUGUUCGUGGGUUAUGUCCCUAAAACGGGCUACGCGGUUGAUGCGCUGGACUAACACGGAAGUCUAAGGCUCUGACAGGGGUACUGGGAAAUGCGCACCCAUAACAGAUGCCAACGUUGCGGGGUGUGGUGUCAGGCCCAGUCGCAGGCUUAGUCCGUGCCAGGUGGGAUCCAAGCCACUCCCCAGCUGUCAUUGUCUAGAAUAGAAGCGAAGAGACGAGUCCCAGGAAGUAGUCUUGAAGAAGGAGACACGAUCGCUGGGACAAGAGCUUUAUUAGCCUGACCUUUCGGGUUCCUACUCAAACCCAAGAACGUUUCGGACACUGUCGACCGCCUUCUCGCACCACUUGGGGUUGGGGCUGCAGACAGACCGGAGGCAACCAACAGGCGUCAGGUAAUGAAACCGAAAGACUCACUGCCACGGCUAGAAACGUUGCAUUGCCCCUAAAACGGACCACGCGGUAUAUGCGCUGAACCAACGGCAGGCAUUAUCCGGAAUGCGCACCCCUAACUAAUACCAACAUUAGGAUGUGGUGGCAGACUCAGUUGUCGGCUGACUCCGCGAUAAUCGGGAUCAAUGCCACCCCCACUCCCCGCCAUUUGUGUUGUGGUAUACAAUUUCGGCAAAGUGUUUGUUGUGGAGCAGGGGGCGUGGUGGCACGCCUAGGUGCGGAUUUCGCCCUGCCAGUCACCUGCGUCCUCUCCUGCUUCCAGUCCUCUUGAGUCUGUCGUGACAGUCGGUCCAGGUGGAGGAGGAGGAGAGAGGGAGGUGGGUGCUGUGCUAGGCUCAAAGAAUAUGCAAUUCCAACUAAGCGAACAGAUCGAUAAGCUUAAACACUACGGUCGCUAUUUUGACGAUAUCUUUGCCAUUGCCACUGCAGAAACCGAUGUAGCAACCCUCUUAGAUGCGGCAAAUCAGGCACAUCCGUCGAUCAAAUUCACGCUGGAGAUGGAAACGGCCGGUUCGCUCCCUUUCUUUGAUGUUCUUCUAAGCAGGAGACCUGACGGGAGUGUCCGAAGAAGCGUCCAUCGGAAGAAAACCCGGUCUGGACAAUACACGAACUUUGCCAGUUCCGUACCCCUCCAACAAAAACGAAAUCUAAUCCGAUGUCUGGUACAAAGAGCAAGAAAAAGUUGCUCAACAGAUAGCAUCGAGGAGGAGCUCAGAAAAAUCCAGGACUUCCUUCGCGAAAACGGAUAUCCUGAAAGGUUUAUUGAAAAGAAUAUUGCUGAACGACCGAUCAAAACCGCCACCUCGACCACCGAAAAGAAGACUUUGUUCCUCAAGGUCCCUUUCCAAGGGGACGCCGCGAGUGAACUCCUAAGGAGACGCUUUGAUCAAGCUCUCUCGCGAACCUUCCCAGCAGCAAGGGUUCAAAUAGCAUUCUCUACUAAUCCGAUUUUACGCGGAGAAGGUAAGGAUAAGUUGCCACCGCAGACCACUCCAAUGUGCAUAUAUUCCUUCACUUGCUCCUGUGGAGCAGGUUGUAUUGGUCGCACGAGUCGGCGCUUAUCCAAGAGAAUACGCGAGCACCUUUCCGCAUGGCUGGCAAAAGGUGAAACUAGGAGAAUAGACAGCGCCAUUCUCGCGCAUGUUGUCGAUUCCGGACAUCGUGUGGACCCCAACGAAGCUUUUCGCGUAAUUUAUAAGGUCCCAUCGAACUACCCUAAGCUACUAGGCCAGCGCCUGUUAGCGACAGCGGAAGCAGCCGCCAUUAGGCUACGAAAGCCAAUCUUAUGCGCGCAGAAGAACCACGUUCAGGCUCCGCGCCUACAGUGGUCGAAGGUCGACUAACGCUGCUACACUUCGAGCCCUUCCGCUCUCACCCCGCCCCUGACAAUGACUGCUAUUACCCACCCCCCCCCACACAUUCCCACACCCCGCCCGUGUUUUAAGUAGAACUUUUAUCGAUUUUUCUUAUCGCUGACAUGUUUUUCUUCUACCCCGUUCUCAUAUAACUGUACUGGCCCGACGAGAAUUUAUCGAAAGCUACGUAUGCUUGCCACCUCGUCUUCUGAUAUGCAAUUCAAUCCGACUGUUUCUACCACUACACAGCAAUUUCCACAAAACUGGUGUGAGGCCGUGGGGUGGCUGAUUCAGAGCUCCCAGGGCUCACCUGAUGAAAUCUCCUCAUGAGAGCCUGAUGAUGGCUGUAGACGCACUUCUAGCCUAGGCUUUCAGACCCCCUGGUUCCCUCACACCCAGAAACACGCGCCCAGUAAGGCGCAACAAACCCGCACUUCCAAGUUUUCACAGAGUUUUUUGUCCACUGCGGGAGAAUUUGCUUCUGAAAAUCUUAGUGGUUUUUGUGGCGAGUAUCUGCGUGAAUAGGAAACGCGAGCCGGGUUCUCAGCUGCUCUGGGGGAGGGGAGGGGAGUGGCGCGGCAACAGGAGAGCAUGGGCGCGAAGGCAAUCGGAGCUACGAGCCACGGUCAGCCAAUAACACCACAAACACACUUCAACUGGCAAGAAGGUAUGCGGGGGAGGGGGAGAGAGGUUAGGCAAUGAACAGAAGCUGCCUGGCGGCCAAAAAUAGAGUUAAAAACUCAGACACGGAAAUCUGCACCAAAAUUCAUGAGCGCAACAAACGAAACAUCUGUUGGGACGAAAGGACUGGGAGGAAACUGUUUUACUUCGUUUUUUUUAAACAUCAAAUAGACCAAUUUCCCGCAGGUGGCGAGCAAUGGACUGAACCCCUAGCAUAUGGUUUUGGUUAAAAAGGACUGUUUAAAUGAGACUAUAACAUUGUGAGAUAAUACAGGGACGCCAGACGCAGAGGAUAAUUGUCCCAUUCACCUGCAAAAAUUGCGUCUCUUACGAAACAACUACUUAAUUAGGACGCAUUUUGCCAGUCAUUUGUAAUUAUCGUAUAAAUCUAACUGUCUUCUAUUGGUAGGAUGUGCGUAAAAUUAAUUUUUGUGCUCAGCCUGAAGAAAGGCUAUCGACUGCCUUUAAUAAAUGUCGUAAUAAUGAGAACGUUUGGGAAGUUGGAAUGGUUUUUUCCGGUGACCAUAUUUGAACGCUUGACAGUAGUGAGUCCGGAGUAAAAACGCGAUCCAAGUCCAUUACAAAAUCGUAUGAGCACUUUGUAACCUCUCUGGGUAAGUGAGAAGUAUACAGCCUACAUUUUGAAGACCCCCAAACUAAAUCCUGUAGCAAGUCAGGUAUAUACUCAAACGAGAAGGCCUAAACCCCUUUAUAACCGAGAGGCAUCUUCUAUUUUCCAGAUUUUUAAUCUCUUAAGAAAUUAGUUGUGCUAACUUGGCGACUUGGCCCAAAAUUUGAUAAGAAUAUCUAAACUGAAAUCUACCAGCUUCAGCGAUAUAACCGCUUUAUUUCCAUGUCCUGACAACGGGUAAUUAAUGGCAUUCUAAUGUUAUAUUAUUCACCCUACUGACGUUUGCGUACCGACAGUUCGACCGUCGACCUCGACUAUGUCGACCUUGUGCUCCAAAACAGGUUGAAAGCAGGGACGGUGAGUUGUGUGUGAACAAGUCUAUAGUGAUAGCGGAUUUGCGCAGCGCCUACCGCACUCCCUCCUCUUCCUCCUCCCGCGCCUGGAUCCGGUGUUAAGACUGAGCCAAGAAGACCGUAGGUGGUGGUGGGCGCAAGUGGCUGGCAAGGCGUAAACCUGCACCUAGGCGUACCACCACACCUCCUAGUCUUUUACGGACAUUGACCAGGAGUUUAUGCCACAACACAAAUGGGGGACGGGGGGUGCCGGGAAUCCUGGUUGGCGCGGCGUAAACCAGUAACUUUGUCUGCCACCACUUCCAGGUUGCUGGCAUCAUUUAUGGGUGCACAUUCCCGAUAAUGUGUGCCGGACUCCGGUCUAGUCGUGACUUUAACCAUAUUUAGGGGAAGUUAAUCACCCAGUCUACUGCAACGCAUGGAAUCCAACAAAUUUGGUACAGUUAGCUGACUGCCCAAGCAGGAUUUCCUAAGCAGUCCAUCUGCAAUCAACCAGAUGACUACCAGGUUCAAUUAAUUACUGGAUGUUUUGACAAAUUUACAUAAGUGGGAAAAAAACUUGAUUGCCUCAUGAACAUAAUGCAUGCAAAUGCCGUGAAUGUGUUGUUCGCUGUUAUUUUACAAAUUUUCCACCUUUGAACACUUUCGUUUCACUAGCAGUUUUAUGCAUUUUGCAUACUAAGAAUGCCCGUAAAUAUUUGCAAAUCAAAUGCUUUUCAUGCAGACCUGUAUCGUUCAAAUGGGGUUUUCAAGGGCCUCCGUCAUUUACUCCAAUUACGACAGUUUGACCGUCGUGAAGGACCAUGCCCACUGUGUGCUCCACAGCAGGGUGAGAACAGGAACAGUGGCUUGUUUGUGAAUUAGUUUAUAAUGAUAGUAGACUUACACAGCAGCUGUCGCUCUCCCUCCUCCUCCUCCUCCUCCUCCUUCUCUGACGGGGCCCGGUGUUAAGACAUAUUUAAGAAGACCGAAGGCAGGAGAGGGCGCAGGUGACUGGCAUGGCCGGGCCCGCACCUAGGCGCACCACCUCACCCCCUGGUCCGCAACAAACACUAACCAGGAUUUUAACCAAUGACGAGAAGAGUGACGGCUGGCGCGGCCGCAGCCGCCUCUGGGCGUACUGCCACGCCCCGCCUCGCAUCCCCGCGGAAUGGGAGUGUCACAAGGGCCACAUUAAGAAGGAGCCAUUGCUGCCUGACUCUCAGACUCUCUCAGUCCUCCGCCUCCGCCUCCUCCUCUUCCUCUUCCUCCUCCUCCUCCUUCUCUCCUUCUCCUGCUCUUGCUCCUCCUUCUCCAGCUCCUGCUCCUCCUUCUCCUACUCCUCCUCCUCCUCCUGCUCCUCCUCUGACUAG